Peromyscus leucopus (white-footed mouse) is the source of this 4311-nucleotide messenger RNA. It is a transcript of the gene Cntn3, whose product is annotated as contactin 3. Lineage: Eukaryota; Metazoa; Chordata; Mammalia; Rodentia; Cricetidae. The transcript has 23 exons. The record is from RefSeq and is a predicted model, not a curated record. Bases 121 to 3207 code for a protein of 1028 amino acids. Gene Ontology annotation, biological process: cell-cell adhesion; brain development. Gene Ontology annotation, molecular function: cell-cell adhesion mediator activity.
GUCCAGUCAUCCUUGUUCCACAUCUAUCAUCUUCCUAUGAAUUAAAGGAUUUACCUAAAGACAAAGAAUUCUAUUCAUCAGAGACUAGACAAGAGUUACUCUUGCUUUUGGCAAUUAAAGAUGAUGUUGUCAUGGAAACAGUUGAUCCUGCUUUUGUUCAUUGGCUGCCUGGCAGGUGAGCUUGUUUUACAAGGCCCCGUGUUUAUCAAAGAGCCCAGCAACAGUGUUUUCCCUGUUGGUUCAGAUGAUAAAAAAAUAACUUUAAAUUGUGAAGCAAGAGGCAACCCUUCACCUCGUUACAGAUGGCAGCUGAAUGGCAGUGAUAUCGAUACAAGUCUGGACCAUCGUUACAAAUUGAACGGAGGAAAUCUCAUAGUUAUUAACCCCAACAGAAAUUGGGAUACAGGAAGUUAUCAAUGUUUUGCCACAAAUUCGCUUGGAACAAUAGUGAGCCGAGAAGCCAAACUCCAAUUUGCCUAUCUUGAAAAUUUUAAGACCAGAAUGAGAAGCACAGUAUCAGUCCGUGAAGGUCAGGGGGUGGUCCUCCUCUGCGGCCCCCCACCGCACUCUGGUGAACUAUCAUAUGCUUGGGUCUUCAACGAGUAUCCAUCAUUUGUUGAAGAAGACAGCCGGAGAUUUGUCUCUCAAGAGACAGGGCACCUCUACAUAGCUAAGGUGGAGUCAUCUGAUGUGGGAAAUUACACAUGUGUGGUGACUAGCACUGUAACAAAUGCCAGAGUAUUGGGCUCCCCAACCCCUUUGGUGCUACGCUCUGAUGGUGUCAUGGGUGAAUAUGAACCUAAGAUAGAAGUCCAGUUUCCAGAAACUCUUCCAGCAGCUAAAGGUUCAACUGUGAAGUUGGAAUGCUUCGCCCUUGGGAACCCUGUUCCUCAGAUUAACUGGAGAAGAAGUGAUGGGAUGCCAUUUCCCAACAAAAUUAAAUUGAGAAAGUUCAAUGGUGUGCUCGAAAUCUCGAACUUCCAACAGGAAGAUACAGGCUCCUAUGAGUGCAUUGCGGAGAAUUCACGAGGAAGAAAUGUGGCAAGAGGGAGACUCACGUACUAUGCAAAACCUCAUUGGGUUCAACUUAUAAGAGAUGUGGAAAUAGCUGUGGAGGACAGUCUUUAUUGGGAAUGCCGAGCAAGUGGGAAGCCCAAACCCUCGUACCGAUGGCUGAAAAAUGGAGACGCAUUAGUACUAGAGGAGAGAAUACAGAUAGAAAAUGGUGCCCUUACAAUAUCAAACCUCAAUGUGACUGACUCUGGAAUGUUCCAGUGUAUAGCAGAAAACAAGCAUGGGCUCAUCUAUUCCAGUGCUGAGCUCAAAGUUGUAGCUUCUGCUCCAGAUUUUUCAAGAAAUCCCAUGAAAAAAUUGGUUCAGGUACAAGUGGGCAGCCUGGUGAUCUUGGAUUGUAAACCCAGAGCCUCCCCAAGGGCGCUUUCUUUCUGGAAGAAGGGAGACAUGAUGGUGCGGGAGCAGACAAGGAUUUCCUUGUUAAAUGAUGGAGGACUCAAAAUUCUGAAUGUGACUAAGGCUGAUGCUGGAACCUACACCUGCACAGCAGAAAACCAGUUUGGGAAAGCAAAUGGCACAACACACCUGGUUGUGACAGAACCAACGAGAAUAAUUUUGGCUCCUUCUAACAUGGAUGUUGCUGUUGGUGAGAGCGUCAUUUUACCCUGCCAGGUGCAGCACGACCCCCUGUUAAACAUUAUGUUUGCCUGGUAUUUCAAUGGAGCCCUUACAGACUUUAAGAAAGAUGGAUCCCAUUUUGAGAAAGUCGGUGGGAGUUCGUCUGGCGAUUUAAUGAUCAGAAACAUCCAACUGAAACACAGUGGGAAAUAUGUGUGUAUGGUGCAGACAGGGGUGGACAGCGUUUCGUCUGCAGCUGAGCUCAUAGUGAGAGGUUCACCUGGACCACCAGAAAAUGUGAAGGUAGAUGAAAUUACAGACACAACAGCCCAGCUCUCUUGGACAGAAGGUACAGACAGCCACAGCCCAGUUCUAUCCUAUGCAGUCCAGGCUAGGACACCCUUUUCCGUGGGAUGGCAAACUGUCACAACAGUACCGGAAGUCAUUGAUGGCAAGACACGUACAGCUACUGUGGUGGAGUUAAACCCAUGGGUGGAAUAUGAAUUUCGAGUAGUAGCCAGUAACAAAAUCGGAGGCGGAGAACCCAGUUUACCCUCAGAAAAAGUAAGGACUGAAGAGGCAGCUCCAGAAGUGGCACCUUCUGAGGUCAGCGGAGGAGGUGGAAGUCGAUCUGAACUAGUAAUAACCUGGGAUCCAGUCCCUGAAGAACUACAGAAUGGUGAAGGUUUUGGGUACGUGGUUGCUUUCCGCCCACUUGGGGUUACCACCUGGAUCCAGACAGUGGUGACAUCCCCAGAUAACCCAAGAUACAUCUUUAGGAAUGAAAGCAUUGUGCCUUUUUCACCAUAUGAAGUUAAAGUGGGUGUUUACAAUAACAAAGGUGAAGGUCCCUUUAGCCCAGUGACAACAGUAUUCUCUGCAGAGGAAGAGCCUACAGUAGCCCCAUCCCACAUCUCUGCCCAUAGCCUGUCUUCCUCAGAAAUUGAAGUUUCAUGGAACACAAUUCCCUGGAAGUUGAGCAAUGGACAUUUACUUGGCUAUGAGGUGCGGUACUGGAACAAUGGAGGAGAAGAAGAAUCAUCCAGCAAAGUGAAAGUGGCAGGAAAUCAGACAUCAGCUGUGCUCCGGGGCCUAAAGAGCAACCUGGCAUAUCACACAGCCGUCCGGGCUUACAACAGCGCAGGCGCUGGUCCCUUCAGUGCCACAGUAAAUGCAACCACCAAGAAAACCCCUCCCAGUCAGCCACCAGGAAAUGUUGUUUGGAAUGCUACAGACACUAAAGUGUUACUUAACUGGGAGCAAGUGAAAGCAAUGGAGAAUGAAUCAGAGGUAACAGGCUACAAGGUGUUCUAUAGGACUAGCAGUCAAAAUAAUGUGCAAGUACUGAACACAAAUAAAACAUCGGCUGAACUUUUGCUGCCUAUCAAAGAGGACUACAUUAUUGAAGUUAAGGCCACCACAGAAGGAGGGGAUGGCACCAGUAGUGAGCAGAUCAGGAUUCCAAGAAUAACCAGUAUGGAUGCGAGAGGAUCUACGUCAGCCAUUUCUAACAUUCACCCUGUGUCAGGUUAUAUACCAGUCCUACUGUUCUUUAUUGUAAAUGCUUUGUGGUGAUAAGCUUUUUUAUUAUUUACUGGAAAAUUAAUUGGUUACCCAAAAAAAGUACUUUCUGAAACAGUGAUUAUGCAUGUUUUUUCAGCUGUGUGUUUUUAAAUUUCUACUCCAUUAUAGGUAAAAUAUGAAUAUAAUAAAAACAGUAAAUCCUUUUAGAGGAAUCUGCAAUGCCUUAAUAUUUGCUUGGUAAACCAAAGGAAUUUGCAAUUUACACACUGCAAACUUUUGAUAUAAAUAUUCCUAUGUUAUGAGUUUAAGCGGUGCCUAUGUGAGGCACAUACAAACACAGGAUACACAAAAAAAUAUAGUGCAUACAUGAUAUGUAAAAACAAAUAAUACAUAUACAAUAUACAAAGAGAUAUGUACAAACACACACACACAUACACACACACACUAAUACAUACAGUUUUUCUAUACUAAAAACACUUUUUAUUUAUUCCAAAUGUUCUUUUCCCAUUAUUACAGUAUCACCUAUCAUUUCAAAAUUACCAAUUUGAAUUCCUCAGAGUAAAAAAAAUAAUAAUGCAUUUAGUUAUGCUGGGAGUGGCCUGUGAUUCCAUAGGGUAUUAUUAGACAAUGCUACUCUGAGCUUGGGCAAGGAACAUUUGCUUCAGUGUACUCUAUGACUGUGAGAUUCCCCUAGUCAUUUUGUCCUCUCAUCUCUGUUAUUCGUUCCAUGAAAUUAGGUGGUAACAUUUCUCCUAUCUGUAUUUACUGCAAGAAUUAGUUGUUUAAAAAAAAACACACAGAGGGGAAUAUGAAUAGCACAGUUUCCUCCCACAUGCAGUGUUCCUGUGCAGAAUCUUACCUGAACUUUCUAAAGAGGCAUGCAAGCCAGGCAUUUUUUUAAGCUUACUAGCAUAGCAUGCUCUCGGUGAGAUUAUCUGUCUCACUCAAAGAUGGAAAUUGAACCUGAGUGAAUAUUGUAACAUCUUUUGUUUUUGUUCAUAUUUUUAAAGAAAAGAUGGUACCUGGAAAUGAAUGCAUUUCAUCCUGUCUCAGAAUUAAAAUGAAAUUUAUUAAGGACUCAUUCCCUCCCCAUGUAAAAAUAAGCUUUCAGGGUUUUUUUUUUUUUUAAAAAAAAAAAAAAAAAAAAAAAAACCC